GAUGUGAACACAUUCAGGUUUCUCUGUUGUUUUCUUUGCGACAUUGUGGCGGCCUUAGUUCCAUGGGUGUGACCACCCCUGAUCUCCAACGACAUGGUCGGGUGUUGGCAGAGGCAUUGACGUACUUCAAAGGCCGAGCUGCCAAGAAUGGCAUCACUUGGAUCUUGCGACUCACAGCCGCAGCUGUGGUGGACACCUUGGACUCUGAAGCCUUCGGCUCCUUCGGCUCCUUGGGCUUGGGCUCGGGAGCCUCUCGGGCAGAACUGGCAAGUGAUGAUGCUCUGAAGUUGGCAGAGGAGAUGCUAUCAAACUGCGAAGCGACCCAGGCCCAGGCCCAGCAGGUGCAGCAGAUCUGUUGGAAGACUUUCAUUUCCAUUUUGAAUUUGAUGCGAGACAACAGCCACAGAGCCUUAAGACUCACUCAGGAGGCAGUGAGCUCAGCCAGAACUUUACCCUUCUCCGAGCGGCAGAACUUGUUGGUGCUGGUGCUUCGGACCCAGCAGAUGGUACAUUUGCUGCGUGGGGAAAACGCUGCCGAAAUCACGAAGGAAGUGGAGGCGGAAUCUACUUGGGACUCCCAGCAGGGACCUUUUCUGGAUUUUCUGCGACUCCUCCUUCAGCAAGUUCAGCAAAGUGACCACCCAGAUCUAGCUGGGCGCCUGUGUUUCAUCGAUUUUUUGGCUUUCAAGCUUCGGGGUUGCUUGCAUGAGGCGAAAGCAGUGGCGAAUGAUGUGCUAGAAGUGGGGGAUGGAUUCACCUAUGGUUUGGCCAUCUUAUUCCUUGGAAAGCUACAGCUCCGAUCCUCUGAGGGCCUUCAGUGCUUGAAAGACGCUUGUGUCAGCUUUGCUAGUGCUAGUGCCUGCAAAGAAGCCGAGGCCGCGGCAUUGCAAGCAACUGCUACGGCCUGGUUGGUACAGGAACUACCCAACCCCAGUGCUGCUAUCGAUGCUGCUCAGAGAAGUCAAGUCCUUUUCCAGGAGUUAGGUGAUUUGCGAGGAGAGGCCAUAGCUCUGCAAACUGCCAGCAACUGCCGUUUCAUCCUAAAGGAUACGGAUGGGGCGGUGGAUGCAGCCUACAGGGCUUUACGUUUGUUUACUGAAUGUGGGGAUGAGCACGGCCGGAAUAUGGUGGUGAAAUUGCUGCAGAGUUUGGGGCAAACCCAGCAGCAGUUGCAAGAAGCCAUGAGCAAAUCUCCAACCACAGUCAGUGUCGACACUAGUCACACUAGUCCGGAAAAAGAGCCAGAGAAAAGUGAGGAGCAGAGGCAAAGAGAGGAACAUCUCAAGAACAUCAUGGAGGAACAGGUGGUCUUUGAAUAUGCUUGGGUUCCUUCAGAAACCCAAGACCCCAAGAAUUUUGGUGAAAAACGAAGCUCCAGUGGAUCCAGAAAGAUCUUUGUAGCCAGUGAGCUUCGGGAUCAAAAGUUAUUGAAUCAGUUGGCUGCUUGCCGUGCCAAACGUGGAUCAAGUGGAUCCAAGAAACCUUACUUUGUGAAUUUGAUGAAUGGUCGGUUGUUGACCUCAAGCUCGUUGCAAACGGCCAUGGAAGCCUCAUCUUGCGCAUCGGUGGUCUAUGAUGUCACCAAGCUGAACCACAUGACUCCCUUGGAGGUGGUAGAUGUGGCAAUCCGUUUGACUCAAGCACUGCAGGUCAUUGAAGAAACCUAUGCCCUGGAUGUGAUAUUGGCAUCCACUCAGAACAUUGCCUCUGCUACAGGUAUUCGGACGCCUUUUCACUCCACCCUUUGGGGCUUCUGCCGCACGGCCAACAUCGAGAACCCCACGAAAGAGUUCCGCGUGCUGGAUGUGGACGCUGGAAGAUGGAAGGAAGAUCUUGCCUUCAUCACCAGGUACCUGAUGGGUGCCCAAAGUACUCGGCCCACUGAAGCCAUUGUGAGAAAUGGCGCGUUACAGGUCUCCAGAUUAGUCAGUGCCAGGAUGAAGCUGCAACCGCCUCUGAAGAUUGACGGCUAAACAUGGAUGCUGAACCGCUGCCGAGACCUUUUCUCUGGCCGCCAUGGCCAGGGCACUGGAAGGUCUGGGAAGUGAGCUCUGAUCGUUUGGGCCGAAAAAGUCGGCGGCUAUGCCACGAUACAAACAGCGUCAAACAGCUAUGCAAUGCCAUGCGCACACACACAUAAUAUGUAUAUAUAUAUAAAAUCACAUCAAGUGCC
Molecule: messenger RNA, 2173 nt
Organism: Cladocopium goreaui
Lineage: Eukaryota; Dinophyceae; Suessiales; Symbiodiniaceae
Source: the annotation of a GenBank genome assembly